Molecule: messenger RNA, 230 nt
Organism: Tinamus guttatus (white-throated tinamou)
Lineage: Eukaryota; Metazoa; Chordata; Aves; Tinamiformes; Tinamidae
Source: RefSeq, a predicted model, not a curated record
CCCGGAACAGCUUCCGCUACAACGGCCUCAUCCACCGGAAGACAGUCGGCGUGGAGCCGGCGCCUGACGGGAAGGGCAUCGUGGUGGUGCUCAAGAAGCGCGCCGAAACGGGUGUAGAUGCCCCCGAAACGGGUGUAGAUACCCCCGAAAUGGGUGUGAUUACCCCCGAAAUGGGUGUAAAUGCCCCUGAAACGGGUGUAAAUGCCCCAAACGAGUCUGACUACCCCUGA